Pyricularia grisea is the source of this 204-nucleotide messenger RNA. RefSeq lists its product as uncharacterized. The transcript has 2 exons. The record is from RefSeq and is a predicted model, not a curated record. Lineage: Eukaryota; Fungi; Ascomycota; Sordariomycetes; Magnaporthales; Pyriculariaceae. Bases 1 to 204 code for a protein of 67 amino acids.
AUGACCUUCUCUACUCGUAGCGGACUCGGUGAGCUGGAUGGAUGCCAUGCGGCUAAUCACGUCUGUUUUAGGGUCGUUCCUAAAAGUCUCAACCAAAGCGAAGGAACCAAGAUCCGGAACAUGCGGUGUCUUGGGUCCCAAGACAGCCCGGGCAUCGCAUCGGAGGCUGAAAACAUCGAACCCGGGUUCUGGGGCGAUGGGUGA